Molecule: messenger RNA, 1905 nt
Organism: Etheostoma spectabile (orangethroat darter)
Lineage: Eukaryota; Metazoa; Chordata; Actinopteri; Perciformes; Percidae
Product: receptor-type tyrosine-protein phosphatase C
Biological process (GO): negative regulation of protein kinase activity; protein dephosphorylation; positive regulation of peptidyl-tyrosine phosphorylation
Molecular function (GO): protein tyrosine phosphatase activity; protein binding
Source: RefSeq, a predicted model, not a curated record
CAUACUGAAUAGUUUUGUGGCUGUACACAACUUAACUCUUGGAAAUGGCAAGUCUCUAUGGUCUCAUGAUCUGGCUGGUCUGUGCUGGGAUAUUCCUUUUGGCCAACUGCCAACCUAACGAUCCACAAGGAAAACCAGCAGACCAAGCAACAGCUACAAAUAAAACAACACUCUCACCUCCACGCACCACCCAAAAUUCCACUUUACCUUUAGUAACCAGCUUAUUUGUCAACACCUCAACUCCACGCACCACGACAACAACUACUGUCAUGUCUUCAGACGCCCCAACAACUGCCCACAAACCUUCACUCACCCAGCCAAACCUCACCUCAGACUCCUCAAUUCAAGCACCCAGCACAACUACCCUGUCUGCCACUCCUGCUCCUACUACAAGCUUCUCACCCUCACCCUCACCCUCACCCUCAUCCUCAACCUCAUCCUCAACCUCAUCCUCAACCUCACUCUCAUCCAAUCCAAACAAGACAUUAGACUCUCAGACAAACACCACUCAAUCCCAGACUUUACCUCCAAUCACCAUGUCCCACACCACAGUGACUGCCACCAAAGCCACCACACCAGCCCCUUUACAGUGUUCUUACAAUGUCAUCGCCAUCGCAUUUGGCUUCCAGAUUGACUGGAUGAACUCUCCCACUGGCAACUACAGAAUAAACAUUAGAGAAAAGGACAGUCAAAACACUGAAUAUAUACCCGUGGUUCAUUCCCCCAAUCAGAACUUAAUAUCAAUCAAACACCGGAAGCCCUGUACUGAAUAUGAGCACAGUGUGACAUUUAUGGAUAGUCCUGACAACGGAACAUCCUGUCGCAGCACUGAAAAUGAAACUCGGACAAAUGGAAUAAGUGAAGGUGAAGUUAGAGAUGAAAGCUGCAUGCCUGGACACGUUUGUUACGGGAGUGAUUGGAACAUCAGCUCUUCACUAUUCUCAUCAAAUAAUAUUUCAGUUAAGACAUGCCCAAAUGACAGUAAUGUGUUUUGUAUCAAACCUGGUCACAAGGACAUUUGCACAGAUUUGACUACAACCAUCACUUCAGGGAACUGUUCCUUUAACGUCCGCACAAGCAUCACUCCUGAUUUCUUAGAUACUAGUGAACUAACUCAGACGUUUCCAAAGGAACUGCCUGUGAAAAUAGAACAAAUAAAACCAUUACCUCCAAACUGCAACCAUCUCACCAUUAAUUACACCUGUCGGGAAAAUGGAAAAGACAAUGACUCCAAGGAUCUGUCUGAGCUGGAGCCCUUCACAGACUACAAGUGUAUUGGUCAGAUCAAGGAAAACAACGUCACAAUUAAAAACACAACGGUUUUCGAGUUCAAGGUUGACUGUGAUUUUACAAUAAAAAUGAAGCCAAAUUCAACCAAUACCUCCAUUCAUCUGGAAUGGAAAACAACCAGUAAAAAUUGUCAAGAUGUUCAGAGGUUGUCUUACAACUGUGGUUGUGAUACUCACUCAAAUCAGAAACCCAGACGUAAAUUUCAAGCUGAAAAACUACAAUCAGGAGGAAAAUGUAAUAUUACUGGACUAGAACCAUACAAAGACUAUAUCUGUGAAGUCCAACCAAUAUACAACAACAAGGAAGUUCACAACCGACAGACAGUUACACAGAAGACUGCGCCUGGAAUACCAGUUGGUACGCUUACACCGUCAGUGGCCCUUACAGAGAAUAACGUGAUAAGCGUAUCCUGUGUUUAUGAAAAUCAUUUUAAUGGACCUGAGAAAAAAUUCAAAGCGCGUCUUCUUCGUGCUGGAGUCACUCUGAAGGAGAAAAUGGGAAAAUGCGAGUUUGUAUUCAACGAUCUAAGCUACUUAACAGAAUACCAGCUUGAGGUGACCGCUUUCAACGGACGUUUUCACAGCACACCCUACAUACAAUCUGUUACCACUUCCU